Molecule: messenger RNA, 987 nt
Organism: Carassius carassius (crucian carp)
Lineage: Eukaryota; Metazoa; Chordata; Actinopteri; Cypriniformes; Cyprinidae
Product: adrenodoxin-like
Exons: 4
Coding region: 141-680 (179 amino acids)
Biological process (GO): positive regulation of oxidoreductase activity; P450-containing electron transport chain
Cellular component (GO): mitochondrion
Molecular function (GO): 2 iron, 2 sulfur cluster binding
Source: RefSeq, a predicted model, not a curated record
CGGGUUGGACUACAAAUUGACGUCACGGCUGAACAGCUGUAUUUCCGCCACAUAUAAAGAGUCGAAAGUUUAAUUCCAGCACAUGUAACGUUGUUAGUAAGUUCUUCAGCGGUCUGUCAACAACAACAAAAAAUAUUGCAAUGUCGGCAUGUGCAUUGAGAGUGUUUCUCCAGCGAGCGGCUGUGAUGCGUAAAGCGGCACACCAAACAUUCAGUCAAACGAGAGCAUUUCCUCAAUGCGUGACCGGGAGCUACACACACAGCAGAGGAAUAAACACAUUAACUAAUUCACUAAGGGCUGAGGAGAAGGUGACAGUUCACUUUCUGAAUCGAGAUGGAAAAAGGAUUUCGGUGAAAGCUUUAACGGGAGAAUCACUACUCGAUAUCGUUGUUAACCAUGAUCUAGAUAUUGAUGGAUUUGGUGCAUGUGAGGGAACUUUGGCCUGCUCUACGUGCCACCUUAUUUUCGAGGAGGCCGUUUAUAAGAAGCUGGGACCUAUUUCUGAUGAGGAAAUGGACAUGCUGGACUUGGCUUAUGGGCUUACAGACACAUCUCGUCUGGGUUGCCAGGUGUGUUUGAGGAAGGAUCUGGAUGGGAUGAUUCUGCGUGUGCCAGACGUGAUAUCUGAUGCUCGAGUUGACAGUGAAAAAGAGUCCUCCACAGCCCCACCCAAAGUAUAAUCUAUAAAAUAAAGCCCAGUCAUAUAUCAUAAAAACUGCAUUAUGGAGAAAUCUUUAAUAGCAGGUAUUUUAAUAUGUGCUACUUUAAUAGAAAACUACAUUUUAAUUGAUAACAUAUAUUGUUUCAUAUUAUUUACAUGCUGCCAUAAGUAGUUUUUAUAAUUUUGGGGAUUGUAUUUUUUUAAAUUGUGCAGAUUCUGCAAUUCUUUGUGUCACAAUGAGAGGUGGGAGCAUCUUGUUGUUAUACAUUUUGAAUGCAGAAAUAACUAACUGAUUUAUUGCAAUAAAUAUGAUAUUUAACAUUUUA